This is a messenger RNA of Closterium sp. Naga37s-1, 369 nucleotides long. The record is from the annotation of a GenBank genome assembly. NCBI's taxonomy places the organism in Eukaryota, Viridiplantae, Streptophyta, Zygnematophyceae, Desmidiales, Closteriaceae.
AUGCUGAAGCAUCUGAGCCGCGUGCGCAUCGAGUUCAACGCGUUCGAUCGGCGGAACGCGGCGGCGCUGGAGUUUUUGGCGCAAUGCAACUCGCAGAAGGCGCGCGAUUCGAACCCUAAGUGCGACGUCGCCGUGAAACGACGCACGGACGAUCAUCCUCCCUUCGUUCAGGUCACGUUCAAUAACGGGAAAGAGGAGACCAUGGACUGCACUCAACUAACUGCGCAGAGCAUCCGCAAGUCCAUCUUGCAGCGCGCGGAGGAGAUGGAGACGGAGCAGAUGUUCAAGGAUGCGGGGCUGCAGUGGCCUGUGGUCAUCCCCGAGCAAGAGGCAGAACUGGCCCGCCGCAUGCAGGGGAAGAGCAGAUGA